AUGGAGUCACUAAACACCUCCACGACCGAAUACUGUCAAUUUCCUAAGAUCAUUGGCUACCCGGUGAUUCUCAUCAACAUUAUAGGAAGCUUACUUGGGACAUUUGCAAAUAUGCUUGUAUGGUUUGCUGUAUUAAAGAACACUCAACUGCAAACGCUGUCAAAUUAUUUUCUCUUAAGUCUUAGCACGGCAGAUCUGUUGGUUACUGCCGUCACACAACCGUUAUUUAUCGCUCACAAUAUAUUCUCGAUGCGAGGAGAAUGUUUGAAAGUACUGGAUAAAGCGUACAGUAUGAUCGCGUACUUCGCGUGCAUGGCCUCGAUACUGAACAUAACGACAAUCUCUAUUGAUAGACUCAUAGUCCUCAAGUACCCAUUGCAAAAGAGGACGAUCUUGACGAAGCGUCGUGGUUUAGGGAUUAUGGCACUAACGUGGGUCCUAGCUGCUGCCUACGCGGUGUUGUCUUAUGUUUUUGAAGAAACGAAAACAUGGAUAUGCAUAACAUUCGUGUAUUUUGCCGUAUGCUAUUUAAUAAUGAUUUCCGCUCAUACACAUAUGUACAUUGUGAGUCAUCGCUUCGUGCGUCGUCGUAAACAGCAGGUACGGCGUUAUAGUUUCUCUGUGCUGGCUUACAGCAAGGAACGGCAGGCGGCAAAAACCAUUGCAAUUAUCCUGGCAGUUUUAACACUAGCUUGGUUGCCCUAUGGCUCUGGUCUCAUAGUGUCAGCCGUAACUGGAAUGCGACUGGAACAAAGUUGUGCUAACCCGUUAUUAACUGCUGGUUUUUUGAACAGUUGUUUUAACACGGUGCUAUACAGUUGGAGGAAUAAGGAGAUCAGGACAACUUUUAGACAGCUGUUGAAAUGUCAAGAUCCUAAUCUCAUGCGGAGGGAGAGUGUGUCAUCGUUUUACAUCCAGAGGUCUCGGAUAAGUACCGCUUCCAGUGUGUUUAAUGACUGCAAUGGACAAAUCUUUGAUACAAAAGACCUCAACUUAAACGAUAGCACAGACCAACGUAGUUCUGUAGUUUGUGCGCAUUUCACAGUAUAA
Molecule: messenger RNA, 1050 nt
Organism: Paramuricea clavata
Lineage: Eukaryota; Metazoa; Cnidaria; Anthozoa; Malacalcyonacea; Plexauridae
Source: the annotation of a GenBank genome assembly